Molecule: messenger RNA, 3240 nt
Organism: Serinus canaria (Common canary)
Lineage: Eukaryota; Metazoa; Chordata; Aves; Passeriformes; Fringillidae
Product: ETS translocation variant 3
Exons: 3
Coding region: 1-1302 (433 amino acids)
Biological process (GO): regulation of DNA-templated transcription
Molecular function (GO): DNA-binding transcription factor activity; sequence-specific DNA binding
Source: RefSeq, a predicted model, not a curated record
AUGUUGGGAUUUGGGAUCCAGGGCUGGGAUUUGGGAUCCAUGCUUCGAUCAGUUUUUUUCCAUUUUUUAAAAUUUAUUUCCAGAUAUUACUACAACAAGAGGAUCCUGCACAAGACCAAGGGCAAAAGAUUCACCUACAAAUUCAACUUCAACAAGCUGGUGAUGCCCAAUUAUCCCUUCAUCAACAUCCGGCCCAACGGCGUGGUCCCUCAGAGCGCCCCGCCCGUGCCCACCGCCUCCUCCCGCUUCCACUUCCCCCCUCUGGAGCCGCACUCUCCCAGCGAGGAGGGCCCGGGCCGCUUCGCGCCGGGAUCGCUGCUGCCGCCGCACGCCGAGCCGGCGCUGCCGGACCCCGAGCGCAAGGCCGAGCCCGCCGAGCUGGAGGAGAGCGCCCCGGACUGGCGCCGGGACCUGCUGGCUCCGCCGCACGCCGCGGCCGCCGCCGCCGCCGCCGCGGGGCCCAAGCGCAAGCCCGAGGUGGUGCUGCCGCUCUUCUCGCGGCCCGGGAUGUUCCCCGAGCACCCGCACAGCCCCUUCGCCGUCUCGCCGCUGCCGGGCCGCCCCGGCGUGCUCAACGUGCCCAUCUCGCCGGCGCUGUCCCUCACCCCCACGCUCUUCUCCUACAGCCCGUCGCCGGGGCUCAGCCCCUUCGCCGCCGCCGGCAGCAGCUGCUUCUCCUUCAACCCCGAGGAGAUGAAGCACUACCUGCACUCGCAGGCCUGCUCCGUGUUCAACUACCACCUGAGCCCGCGGACUUUCCCCCGCUACCCGCUGGUGGUGCCGCCGCUGCAGUGCCCGGUGCCGCUGGAGGAGCAGCCGCAGUUCCCCAUCAAGCUGCAGCCGCCGCCCGCCGGCCGCAAGAACCGCGAGCGCCUGGAGAGCCCCGAGGGCACCGCCGCCACCGCCGAGCCGCCGCUGCCCCGCGUCAAGGUGGAGCCGGCGCCGGACAAGGAGGAGGAGGAGGAGGAGGAGAAGCCGGAGAAGCGCCACGGGGAGGAAGAGGAGGAGCAGGAGGAGGAGGAAGAGGAGAAGGUGCCGGUUUUCGCCCGCCCGGCGGCUCCGGCCUGGGCACCCGUCCCCGCUCAGCCCGGCUCGUCCGGAGAGGAGAAUGCGGAGAAAACAGCGCGGGAUUGCUCCGGGGACGGCGCGGGGCAGGAGAGGAGGGAGGACGCCCUGAUGCCCCCCAAGCUGCGGCUGAAGCGCCGCUGGAACGGAGAUUCCCGGCAGGAAAUGCCCGAGGAGCCCCGGCCCAACGGGGUCUGGCACCUGCCCAAAGCCGUGGCCGCCGCCUCCGACACCUAAUCCCGGCUGGAACAAAAAAACCUUGGAAAACACCCGGAGAAACAUCCGUGUAUUUAUGUAGCAAGGUUGCAGAGCGGUUUGGGAUAGGGGCGGGGAGGGGGGCGGGGUAGGUCCGGGGGCUUUUAGGGAAUUUCGGGGGUGGGAGAAGGGAGGGGGGCGGGAGCUGCGGGCUUUGUGUUGUUUCUGUUGUUGACUUGCAGGUGAAGAGGCGGCCGGAAUUCCCGCUCGGUUUUCCCGGGAAAAGCCGGCUCGAGCUCCAGGACUGGGAUGGAGGAUUUCCAGGCGCGGCCGCGGGGCUGCUCCCGGGCUUUUUGGGACUCCGGGAAUCUCCAGAUCCAGGGGGGGUUUUUUUUUUGGGAUUUUUCGUUUUUUCCACGGAUGCGAGGUUUCCUCCCCGGCCAUCCAGGAGCUGGUUUGGUUCUUCUUUUUUUUUUUUCUUUUUCUUUUUUUUUUUUGGGGAAAAGGAGGAGCUUGGGAAUUUUGCAUCGGGAAUUUUGCACUGUCCACGGAGCGGGGUUGGGGGGGGGGGGGAAGAGGAUUCAGGAAAACUCGGAAAAUCGGGAUGGAGGCCGCGUCGUUCCCGGCGGAUUUCCGGGGAAAAUUCCCCUUUUCCCGCCUUUUUUUUCUCUCUCUCGCAGAAGCCAUGAGCAAAACUCUCCAAACUUUUUCAGGGAAUGGGAACGGGAAUAACACAAAAUUAACCGGAUGCCUUUAAUCCUAACGCAUUAAAAAUGUUGGGGUUUGGUUCUUUUCGUUUCCGUGUGCCCGCAGCGGGAGUUUUUUUCCCCGCUGUGGAAUCCGUGUGGGUGGAAUUUUUGGGAAUGCUUGGAAGGAGCGCUGGAAUGAUUGUGGUGAGUCCCGGGAACGCCGGAAUUCCCGGCGCCAUUCCCAGAUUUUUGGACCCUCCCCCUUUCUCCCCGUUUGACUCAUGCCUUAAAGAAAAAACAAAACAAAAAAAAACCACGUUUGGACUUUUUCUGGGAAUUUUCUUCCGGGAGCGCUCGGAUUUCGUGGAUCCUUCCCGGUUUUUGGGGGGGCAAUCCCAAAUCCCGCCGUUCCCCGCUCAGCAGAGGAAUUCCGGAGGCUCUGGAUUGCGCUGCCAGCGGGAUCAGCCCCCGGAGGAGCCCGGAAUUCCCAAGGAUUCGCUCCCGGAGCCCGGAAUUAAUUCCCAAGGAUUCUCUCCCGGAGCCCGGAAUUCCCAAGGAUUCGCUCCGGGAGCCCGGAAUUCCCAAGGAUUCGCUCCGGGAGCACAAACGUCGGGAAUGCCGGGGGGGGCAGAGAAUUCCCUGCUGGAAGAAGAGCCAGGAGCGAUUCCCAAAGUCCCAGCCCGGCCGGGUUGGGGAUCCUUGGAAUGUGGAGUUCAAAGAAUUUGGGGUGGAAAACCCCUGGAUUAUCCCAAAAAACACAAAAACAAAACCACACAAAAUAAACCCAACCACCGCGGAGAGGGCGCGAGGAGGAACUCAGGAAUUACACGAGGAGGCCUUUCCCGGAAUUCCCGCCGCCGAUCCCAGCUCCGAGGGCCGGAACCGUCGGGAAGAACAAACACAGACAAAAAAAAAGGGGGGAAAACCCUGGAAUUUUCCCCCUCCAAUCCUUCGGGUUCCAGGCGAAAUCCCACGGGAGGAGCAGGAGGAAAGUCGGAGUUUUUGUGGCUUUAAAAAGGAAUUUUUGGGAUCGGGGGUUUUUUUUGGGAAGGGUGGGAAUGUUGGGGUUUUUUGUUUUCACAGCCAUUGCACUGCAAAAAAGAAAAAAAAAAAGUAAGAAAUGAAAAUAAAAAUAAAAAACUUGGGAGAGUUCAGGGAAUUCCGGACUCAGGACGACGGAUCCGACGCCUCUCGGGAAUUCCAGAAUUCCCAACGGAGCCCGGGAGGAGGAAGAAAAAAAAAAAAAAGCAGGAAGAGGAAGGAAAAACAGAAAAAUAAAGCAGGAAGAGGA